GGCCACCUCUUACCCGCUUUUCUCGGCCACCGCCUAGAGAAGCAUUGUUAGGCUUCUUAAUCUACCACGACAUGCCUAGCCUGGUUCCCUUUUCCGGCCCACCAGCGCCAGCGGGACACCCUCUGCUCCCUGCCCGCUUCCCCCUCGCUGCCCUGCGGCUGCUGAUUCUCCACCUCCUCCGCCCCCAUCAUCUCCAGCUGGAAGACAAGGCCACCCAGCCGCAGCGGGUGCUGGCAGCCCGGGUCACGCACGGAAGAGAGGUGCAAGCUCGGACCCCACGCAGGGUAGGGGGCGUCCUGGAGCAGAGUAGCGAGGCAAGUGGGAUGAAAGAGCGUGGGAGUAGCCGCACUGAAGUCUGAGCUUCUCCCAGGAGCCACCCCCCGCCCCCCAAACCAGCCCGACUAGGGCAAGAGCCUAGAGAGCUAGCCCAUCUGUGGCAUUGGUGCUGCCUCCUCCUUGCACCUCCUCGCCGACCCCUCCCUCCGGGGACCUGCAUCCCGCUCCGCCAAUCAGAGUCCGACUGCCGCUUCCCACGUGACCCCGGGCGGGCUAAGGACCUGCUGCUUCCCAAACGCCAGAGGGAUGCGGGCGGCAGAGCGCGAGAGGCGGCGGCUGGGUUGCGGGGCGCUGUGACUGUCCCUCCACCCAGUCUAGUCGCGCGCCUCUCUACUGCCCGCUGGCUGCCUCCUCUCUGCCUCCUGGUUUCUGUCUCCUGUUCCUCCUUUGCCCUAACCCUGUUCCUUAUGGCAGCAGCUCCCCGCAUCUGGGGCGAAGCUUCUCAGCGGACUAUCCUCUCGCUCCCGGGGCUGAACCGGGUUACUGGAUGUUGCUGAAACUCCUGAGAUCAUGCGCUCUUUUGGCCGCAGCCCCAGAGCCGGCUGUCCCUGCCGCCGCCUCCUCCUCUGCUGCCGUGGUCCGCGGGAUGCUCAGUAGCCCGCUGUGUGGCCCCCGCGAUCCCGUGUUCUUCAGAAGCCGUUGGUUGCUGCAGAGUUGCGCGAAGUAGUCAUGGUGCUGUGGGAGUCCCCGCGGCAGUGCAGCAGCUGGACACUUUGCGAGGGUUUCUGCUGGCUGCUGCUGCUGCCGGUGACGCUGCUUAUCAUAGCCCGCCCGGUGAAACUCGCUGCUUUCCCUACCUCCUUAAGUGACUGCCAAACGCCCACCGGCUGGAACUGCUCUGGUUAUGAUGACAGAGAAAAUGAUCUCUUCCUGUGCGACACCAACACCUGUAAAUUUGACGGGGAAUGUUUAAGGAUUGGAGACACUGUGACUUGCGUCUGUCAGUUCAAGUGCAACAGUGACUAUGUGCCUGUGUGUGGCUCCAAUGGAGAGAGCUACCAGAAUGAGUGCUACCUGAGACAGGCUGCCUGCAAGCAGCAGAGCGAGAUACUUGUGGUCUCAGAAGGAUCCUGUGCUACAGAUGCGGGAUCAGGAUCUGGAGAUGGAGUCCAUGAAGGCUCUGGAGAAAGCAGUCAGAAGGAGACAUCUACCUGUGACAUUUGCCAGUUUGGUGCAGAGUGUGACGAAGAUGCUGAGGACGUCUGGUGUGUAUGCAACAUUGACUGUUCUCAAACCAACUUCAACCCCCUCUGUGCUUCUGAUGGGAAGUCUUAUGAUAAUGCAUGUCAAAUCAAAGAAGCAUCAUGUCAGAAACAGGAGAAAAUUGAAGUCAUGUCUCUGGGUCGAUGUCAAGAUAACACAACUACAACCACUAAAUCUGAAGAUGGGCAUUAUGCAAGAACAGAUUAUGCAGAGAACGCUAACAAAUUAGAAGAAAGUGCCAGAGAACACCACAUUCCUUGCCCGGAACAUUACAAUGGUUUCUGCAUGCACGGGAAGUGUGAACAUUCCAUCAACAUGCAGGAGCCAUCUUGCAGAUGUGAUGCUGGCUACACGGGUCAGCACUGUGAGAAAAAGGACUACAGCGUCCUCUACGUUGUACCCGGCCCGGUCCGAUUUCAGUACGUCUUGAUUGCAGCGGUGAUCGGAACGGUUCAGAUCGCUGUCAUCUGCGUGGUGGUCCUCUGUAUCACAAGGAAAUGCCCCCGAAGCAACAGAAUUCACAGACAGAAGCAAAAUACAGGGCACUACAGUUCAGACAACACAACAAGAGCAUCCACAAGGUUAAUCUAGAGGGAGCAUGUUUCCCAGUGGCCGGACAACUGACAGCUUGGACUACACAAUACAGUAUUAGAGACAAAAGAAUAAGACAAGAUCUACACAUGUUGCCUUGCGUUUGUGGUAAUCUACACCAAUGAAAACAUGGACUACAGCUAUAUUUGAUUAUGUAUGGAUAUAUUUGAAAUAGUAUACAUUGUCUUGAUGUUUUUUCUGUAAUGUAAAUAAACUAUUUAUAUCAAUCACACAAUAUAGUUUUUUCUUUCCCAUGUACUUGUUAUAUAUAAUAAAUACUCAGUGAUGAGAAAAAAAAAAAAGGCAUUCUUAAAUUUGCAGUAAUUUGUAGCUGUAACCCCUGUGCAGCCAGCACAGGCUGUGCAGACAGCGGGAUUUCAUCCUCUGUGCAGCUUCAGACGGCACAUUCAUGUGCACAGGACUCUGGAGCUGGGUUCUGAGUGAUUCCAAGACCAAGGGAAAUGAUGGUUAUUGGAAAGAGAAAAAAUUAUUUACUGUAUCAAGGAAGCAUAAAAUAUAUCAGCUACUGGGAUCCUCUCUGCUUCAUCUACCUUCUUCCCUGUCUUUCAUUUUCAUUCUCAGAAAAGAAAAAUCUCUGGCAUCUAAAUUAAAUAAGUGAAGAAGGGAGGGAAAGUGUUUUAUGACUCAAAAUAGAAUGCAGAGAAGAUACUUGUCUUUAUUGGGAGGCAGCCUAGCUCUCUCUGUCAAAUACAUCUGCCCUCGGGGAUCUGAGUAAGGGAUACCUUAGGUAUAUAAACAGUGGCCAAACCAAUUCGGCUUCUGUGAGCAGAAGUAGCAACUAGGAAGAAAUUGUAACUGCCUCAGUAGGUGUGAGCCCAAAUCUCAGUUUCCUAGGCAAGAGUAAGCGAACCCCUGUGAGUUCAAGGCUGCAGAGCUAGUUCUAGGACAGUUGAGAUUUCACAUGCACGCAUGCGCGCACACACACACACAUCUCAUAGAAGAAAAAGAAACUUUUGCAGUGUUUAUAUCUUCUAUGAAAAGAAGGUAGAUUUGCAAAAGACAAACGCUCUCGUGAGCAUUUGUGCUCUUAGGGCCCAAAGAGCACUGUUGUUUGAAACUGAAAACCAAAAGACAGUGUUUCAUGACAAUGGAGAAAUAUGUUUUGGGCAUAUUUACGUAAGAAAAUCCCUGAGAAUCUAAGGAGCUUAGCGGAGGCUGUUGCCAACCUCUGUCAGAUAUGAGCAGACACUUACGAGUAAUCACUGUUUGGGGGAAGUCAACUGUGAAAAUUCUCAACGAAUAAGAUGAAAUACCAAAUUAAAUAAUUUCCUUAUUAUCGUUUACCUUUGGGUAGUUCUUGUAGCACCUACGGAUGAUUUAAAUAAAGCUUUCUUUGUCUUCCUCAAAUGACUUCUUCAUGAACUAGAAGAGAUGGCA
Molecule: messenger RNA, 3528 nt
Organism: Chionomys nivalis (European snow vole)
Lineage: Eukaryota; Metazoa; Chordata; Mammalia; Rodentia; Cricetidae
Gene: Tmeff2
Product: transmembrane protein with EGF like and two follistatin like domains 2
Exons: 10
Coding region: 1006-2130 (374 amino acids)
Molecular function (GO): protein binding
Source: RefSeq, a predicted model, not a curated record